Molecule: messenger RNA, 834 nt
Organism: Penicillium verhagenii
Lineage: Eukaryota; Fungi; Ascomycota; Eurotiomycetes; Eurotiales; Aspergillaceae
Product: putative exosome complex subunit Rrp46
Exons: 4
Coding region: 1-834 (277 amino acids)
Biological process (GO): nuclear mRNA surveillance; U4 snRNA 3'-end processing; poly(A)-dependent snoRNA 3'-end processing
Cellular component (GO): cytoplasmic exosome (RNase complex); nucleolus; nuclear exosome (RNase complex)
Source: RefSeq, a predicted model, not a curated record
AUGUUGUAUCCAAAGGUUGACCAAUCAACGACCGGCCCGCACCCGCUCAAAAAAAUCACUGAAGUUUUCCCACAUAUCAUAUCCACCAUGGUCGGUCCCACAGCCUCUCUUGACAAUUUAAACCGGGUGGAUGGCUCUGCCUCCUACAAAUGCCCUGCAACCGGCUACUCUGUGCUCGGUGCUGUCAAUGGACCCAUCGAGCUUCCAGCCCGUCGCGACGCCCUUAAACCCGAAGAAGCCACUGUUGAAGUUUUUGUGAAGCCUGGAAACAUUACCCCUGGCGUGGGUGAAAAGUCUGUGGAGGGAAUUUUGCGCGAGGUCCUGAGCACAGUUAUCCUCCGACGCGAGAAGGGACUCCCGCGCCGCGGAGUGGUCAUCACUCUGGGAAUCUCGGGAGGUGAAGCCACAGAACGCGGUGAUUCGUAUAUCACCCUUCUUCCCGCUCUCCUUCAUGCCGCCCUACUGGCUUUGAUCUCCGCUGCCAUUCCUUUGUCCAUGACUUUCGCUACUACCUUGCUCGGUGUAACACAGUCUGGGGAGAUUAUUCGUGACCCAUCGCCGGCUGCCGCCAAAGCUGCCGCGUCACUGCACGCCCUGUCUUUCUCCUCGAAGGGCCACCUGCUCAUGAAUGAAAGCCUGGGCCGGUUCGACUUUGACACAUGGGAAUUGGUUCGACAGGAAGCCGCAUCCAUCUGCGAGGGAGCUUCUACCUCUGGCGCUGACGGUGACAUUGAUAUGAGCGGAGCCGACAGUGCUCAGCUGGGUGCAUUCGUUCGUGAGACGGUGGAAGACCAUCUCUACCGCGACUACAACUGGAAGAUCGAGUCGAUUUGA